GUUCCAUGUCAUUGGCAUAUGUUGACGAAGGGGAGGUAACAACGAGGAGGUAACGAGGUCGUUUUUGACAUGUUUUCCAUUAAAAAAUUUCAUUGUUGAUGUCGUGGAAUUGAUCAUAACAGAAGUGGAUGUGCUUACAUACAUCAUUGACACUUAAAUAAAAGUUCCAGGAUGCUAACGGACUGUAAAUUUAUGUAAUGGGGUCCAGAAUAAGGGAGAAUGUUAAGCACUUUUUUGAAUGUUUCUGUGAACUUGUACCCCCUUGCCAAGAUAAAGAACCAUGGAUAAUACAACAAUUUCCUGACAAAUACAAAGAUGAGGAAGUGCUUAAAUCUGUACCAAAAUUUGCCUAUCCUUGUAAGCUAGAGAAUGAUGUAAUAGAACAUUAUUCUUUUGUCCUUACGGACUUGGAGUCAAAGUGGACCUUUGGAUUCUGUAGGCAUGACCCAAAAGCUGAAACAGCAAUAGUAGUAUUAAGCUAUCUACCAUGGCAUCAAGCAUUUUACAAAUUUUUAGAUACAACAGCAGUAUUAAUGCACAGUUCACGGACUGAAGACCUUAGAGAAUUCCUAACUGCAGUAUACAAUGCAAAAUUGGGCGAGCCCGGCAAAAAAUUCACAGUAUCUUUCAACAGGGGAGAAAGUAUAUUUUCAAUAGAUAUACCACGACCCUUUCAAUUACCUAGUAUCCCAGAGAAUAGAAAUUUAACGGAAUACUUCAACGCUGUCGAUGCGCAGAAUAUGAUGAUAAUCUUCGCGUCGAUGCUGUACGAACGUCGCAUCAUAUUCGUGUCAAAGAAACUUCAACGAUUGAGUGCAUGCGCUCAAUCGGCCAACGACAUCAUCUACCCGAUGAUAUGGCAACACAUUUUCAUUCCGGUGUUGCCGAUGUCGCUCAUCGAUUACUUGUUAGCGCCUAUUCCGUUCCUUAUUGGUGUACCUGAGGAGGUUUUCAAGCAAGUACAUAGAAUUGAAAUAGGAGAUGUUGUCAUAUUAGAUGCAGAUACAAAUACGAUUGAUACUCCUUUUGAUGAUCUUAAUAAUCUUCCUCAAGAAGUGAUUACAUCCCUCAAAAAGCAACUUCGUAAUAAGUCUUUAGGUGAUGGUGUUUCCAGAGCUUUUUUACGUGCUUUAGUUCAACUAAUAGGUGGUUAUAGAGAUGCUCUCAGGUUUGAACCGGGCCAAAAAGUGACGUUUGACAAAGAGAAAUUCAUAGAAACGAGACCUGUGUCGCUUCAACCCUUUUUGAGGCAAAUGUUACAGUUACAGAUAUUCCAACAGUUUAUAGAAGAGCGUCUAAUGAUGUUGAAUACAGGCCAAGGAUUUUCUGAUGAAUUUGAAUACGAAUUAGAAAGAUACUCGGCAAAAUCAGGAUCGAAGUUGAAACAACAGUAUCGUGAGUGGACAUCUACUAUGAGAAAAGAAGGAACCGCGUUUUUCAAAAGUGUAAAAGAUAAGGCUAAUCCUGCGAUGAAAAAUGCUGUAAAAACAGUUAAAGAUGGCGGAAAAGGCAUGAAAAGUGCCUAUAAAGGCCUCAGGUCGAAACUUAAAGACAACCCGCCGCCUCAGAAUGGAACGGCUGCAAGUAGUCAUAGAUCAGCGCCAAAUUCACCCACUGGAAAACGAAGAUCAGUGGGCGCUAGUUUCGCAGCCCCUGUUGUAACAUAUAGGAAAGACGCAGCUUUGGCUCUAAGAAAUACGGCGAUGCAAAGGUCGUACAGUCCGUUGAGUCCGUCUUCGCAGCCUAUUACUCCAGACGUCCUGGAUACACCUAGAAGUAGCAGUCCCCCAAUAGAUAUUCCCAGGAUAGAUUUAAUGAACGAAAUGGUCGAUUUGUUACACUUUAAUCUGGAGACACCACCUGUUGAUCGAUCGUUGAAACCGGUGCGUAGCCUAGAAAACUUCAAAACGGCAGGCGUUGGUGCUUCGCCGCUCCACUCUCCCGGACGGCCGAUGUUCUUCCCUGCCUCGCUAGGUGGCAGUAGUAGCAGGGCUGACACUCAAACCCUCCUUCAGUCGCCACCAGAGGGCGCGUUCGGCAUAGGUAGCGAUACCGUCUCGUCACCGCCCACUGUACCGCCCAGACUCUCGGCGCCGCCUUAUCUACCUGUCAGUAGGCAUCAACAGGAACUGUUGUCAGCAAACCCGUCUUUCGUUGUGGGUGGAGGACACGAAAAUGGCGAUCCUGUUUUUUACGUGGCGGGGGGUGGCAGAGGAGGGGCAGUGGACGUCGUUAAGUUGACACCCCCUGUCUGUUCACCGAGGAGAAAGCAAAACGAAGAUACGGAAGAUUUGAUCCGCCUAGACUCCACAUCGUCGGACAUAGACGACUUCGAUCCCCUGAAGUCGAAGUCUUCCCCAGACAGUACUUCUAGCAGCAACAGCACCGGUCACGUGCCUUUGAGUAUCACGAACCCCCUCUAUACCUACGAGAAUCACUCCGUCAAGCAAAAUGGCGGUACGAGCAGUACCGCCUUCCAGCGGAACGACCAGGACCUGUUGCAUGAGUAUGGCCUAGACUUCGGCUUUUCUAAUACGAAUAACCAAUCAGCGUUCGAUAUGUUCACCGGAAGCACGACCAAAGUCAAUUCUCAAGGUCAAUGGACGAAGUUCGACUGAUUGAGUGAGAAUGGUAUUGCGUUGCUAAGUAUGUGCUAGAUGUGUUAUUUGGAAUUGAUGUCAUAGGAAAUGAAACUGCUAAGGUGAGCUGGUAUGUCUUUAAAAAGAAAAAAAAAUAGGAAAUUUGAUGGAAAAAGUAUCGUUGUCUUUUUCUGCAGUACCGAAUUGUUGACUUCCAGGUGGACUUCUAAAAAGGUAGGCUCUAAACACGUGUUGCUUCUUGGCCAAUUCUUUGUUAAUUCAUAAUACGAGAAAUAACCCAAAUUAUUUAAAAAAAAUGCCGACCAGGCAUUUUUGCUGCAUUGAACGAAGUAGCGAGAUUAAAAGACCUCUAUUUUUAUUUGAGAUUAUUUAAUCUCUAGUUAUUGUAUUGUAAGUCAUGAAUAUACAAAAGCUUUUCAAAUAGUGGAAAGUAUAUCCUUCGUUUUUACCGAAAUUUUUUGUGUGAAAUUAUAUUGAUAGCAAAAUUGAAAAUUUUCCUUGAAACGUGAAAUGAAUAAAUAAGUAAUAUGCUUUCCGGUAAGGGUAGUAUAAACUACAUUUGAUAUUUGGCAACUAAAAAUUUUGUUCGGCACAUGACUCGUUGAUAAAUGUGUAUAAUGAUAAUUUCUGAUUAUUUGUUAAAACUGAUGCGUAUUUACGCGCAACUGAAGAUUGGUAUCAGGAAAACUGUCAAAAAUUAUUAAAAUUCUGAUUUUGAAAUAGAAUGUAUCUACAAUCAACCUUUGUGUAAUUGCUGUCCACUCAUAUACGGAUAUCGAAGGGAUCAGGGAUUAACAAGCCAUCAUAAAUGUCAAAAUAAUUGCUCACACACGAUUUCCAUGCUCGUAUAUGGCACACAAGUACAUAGUUGCAUAGAUCGAUACUGUAUAUAUGUAGUCUUUUUCACGAGUAUCCAUUAAGGUAGAAUAACAGCUGAUAUCUAGUAAUAUUUCAAAAUUCCCCAUAUCAGCAAAGGACACAAUUCUGACGGAUCCGUCAAUGCCAGGUACACAGAGCCAUAUUUUGUUUUGUUUUUUUGUACGCUACAGAAGACUACAAACAAGUUUUACUAGAUUUACACUCGAUUCAUUAUUGCCGACGUUGCAGGCUAACACGAAACUGUCACUUGCUGAUCAGCUGUUCACCUCAGUGGACGUCAAAGCGUGAUGGAUACUCGAGAAAUCGGUUAUAGGGUGUCCCUUUUCAAUUUCUCCACCUAAAUAUUUCGAUAACUACGCAUCCUAGUCCUAGAAAAAAGUUUCAAACAAAAGUUGUAGGGUUUAGAGACGACAAAAUAAUAGUGACCUUAACAAUGACCUUCACCACCUUCAAGGUCAUAUCCAUGUUAAGCGAGUGUUUUCAAACGGAACCCGCAUUUUUACACCGGAAUUGGAAACAGGUGGAAAUUCUGCAACCAAAUAUGAUCUUGACCACAACCAUACGAGUAUAACCUUCAAUGCCAUUUCAAGGUCAAGUCAAAAUUUUCAAAGAAAAUCCCUCAUUUUUAUUCUGGAAUAGGAAAAAGCAAAACAUGUUACGCUCGAACGUGAAUUUGACCUCGAAGUCAAUAUCACGUCAAUCUUAAAUAUUGUUUGUAAGACAACAACUUGACUUUUAUGCCAAAUUUGUAGAGAGCAAGAAAUUCUAUAUUUGGACGUUUAAAAUUUUGACAUGACCUUGAAGAUGAUCAACGUCUUCUUUGGAUGACCUCCACAAAGUUCACACCUGUACUGUUGAACAAAAGGGCCUUGAUGGUUGUAAAAUGUUCUCCUCUAUCCAAAUCCGGUAUAAAAAGGGGGAUUAACAAUUCAAAAUAUUCGCGUGAUCUUUAAGGACGAGGUCAAGGUCAUAUCACUGUCCCCCUCGAAACCCUACAACUUUUUUCUAUGAUCCGUAUGUAUCACUAUGACACGCGUGCGAAUGGUGAUUUUGACAUUCAUACAAUGGAUCGUCAGUCUCCGAUUUCUUCGAUAAUUAAAGUAUGAGACACGGUAUAUUUUAUUAUAGCUAUAGGGUUGAAAUUCAAACAGUAAUUUUAACAAGAACAUUAUUUAAGACAUUUAAAACUAAGAUUAGUACAAUGGUAAUUGAAUUUUGAUAGACUGCUGUAACCCAGUGCCACUCUAACCCAAACAGGUAUAGUAUUUCUAUUCCUAAUUGAAACAGCAGAAAACCCAAGUUGGCACAGGAGUGGGUCAAGAUUUCAGUAUUUUUUAGUUAGCACCCCACUGAUAACAUAGAGAGAUAGGAGGGUCACUAUUUAUAAUUUGAGCCUAAUAAUGAAAAAAAAAUUAAAUUGUCAUUGAAAAUCACUUUACUGUUUAUCAAAAUAUUCUCCAUUAUGAUCUAUAUACUUUUUUAUGAGUUCGAACACAUUUUCCACUCCGCUUGAUAUACAGCAGACGCUCGAUAAUGUAAACUAAUUUAAUCCAAGUGUGGUUCACAUUCUCGAAAUGUUUACAUUAGCGAACGUGAUUUAUAUAAUAUUUGAUUUAUUAAAAGAAACGUACAAAUAUUCUAACAGCGAUAAGUAUUUUUUUAAUUAGAAGAAAAAUAAUUAACAAUUUUUGUCUGCGUAAAUUUGCGCUUAGCAUUGUCUUCCAAUGCCUGCGCCCGUAAUUUACGAAGAACUAAAAUAUCCGUGUAUGCAACUUCUUUUCUUUCAGCCCUAUCUAAAGCUUGGUUAAAAACUUGUAUAGCUUGCGCGUCAGUCACUACACUUCUGACUUCAAUAGGAUCGUUCUCAUCAUCCUCACUGUCCAUAUCCUCCUCCUUAUCAGCAUCAUUCGUCUGCUUAUCUUCGUUCCAUAAAUUAAUAUCAGCAGGAGUACAAACAAUGUUGGGAUUCACUGUUUUCAAUAAAUCAACAACAUCCAAUGACACACUAAUAACAUUAUCAUUAUUGGAUCGCAAACGUUCUCUAAUUACGCUUAAGGGGACAUCGUCUUCUUCAUCAUCUUCAUUAUUGGUACAAAAGAGAUUGUUCCAACAUUUUUGAAUAGUUCGCUGGUUAAGUUCAUUCCAGGCCAUAUGUAAAUCUAAAACAGCUUCUCGUAAUGUUACUUUUUUUAAAGUCUCAUAAGUUUUCAGGAUUCUUUGAUAAGACAGACGAAAGUAGAAACUUCAUAUAGUAUAGUUUGGUGAGUCUUAUUAUAUUCUGGUCCAUCGGUUGAAUUAACGGUGUUACGUUGGGCGGCAUGUACAUGACGAAAAUUGACCCAUCCCUGCUCCUCAGUUGUUGCUCGGGAGGAUGACUUGGUGCAUUAUCCAAUAGUAACAACGCUUUUAUUGGAAGCUUCUGUUGUUUUAGGAAACCUUUUACCUACAAAUUGAAAACACAUCUUCAAAUUAUGAAUAGAUAAUUUGUGAUAUUGAUUGUCAUACCUGAGGGACAAAGCACCUGUGGAACCAUUUCAGGAAUAUACAUCCAAGCGGUUUUUGAACAGUCAUAAUCAACAGGGAUAUUAACAUUUUUAAAUAAGCGCGAAUUUUUUGCUUUCCCAAUUACCAGUGACUUUAUUUUGUGUGAACCAUUAGCAUUAGUGCAGGCUAGAAACGUUAUUCGUUGUUUCUCCGGCUGUCUUCCCGGGGCAGAUUUUUCAAAUGAUGCAGCAUAGGUUUUCUCUGGUAACAUAUUCCAAUAAAGGCCACUUUCGUCUGCGUUGUAAAUUUGUUCCAUUCUUAAAUCUAGCUCGGUAAUUUUUUUCAUCAAUUUUUCUUUGAAUCGUUGCACUAAUUGUGCUUGUGCUAAUCAUUUUUCACCAGAUAUAGACAGCAGUCGAAUUCCAUAUCUUGUUUUGAAUCGUUGUAGCCAGCCAUCACUAGCUACGAAAUUUUCAGUUUCUUUCAGUUUUUCAUUUAACAGUCUCGCUCUCUGUUUAAGUACUUCGCCACUAACUGGGACAUGAUUUUCCCGUUGUUUUAAAAACCACUUAUACAGGGAAUUUUCCAUUUUAGGUGCCUUCGCAUUUUUUUAAGUUUUUCUUUUUCCCGGAUGUAUUGCACGUUCUUUGUAAAAUUUGAGUUUUCAUACGCUUAAUUUUAUAGAUUGUUGCUUUCGAUACUCCAUAUUUUUUGCUAACUGUGUCACUCCCGCACCUAGUGCAACUUCGUCUAUGAUUUUCACUUUCUCACUCAACUUUAAACACUUUCUUUUAUAGGAUGUGGAUGCCAUAGUCGUAAAAUAUAUUAACGCGUGCAAUGUAUUCACUUAAGUUCAAAAAUGAAAUACAUACUACGUAUAAACGUAUCCUAAACGAUCAUACGACUGACCGAGUUUGUCGUAUUUUAUCGCAGAGGAGAAUCCCCUAGACUCUACAUCAUAAAUCCUGACGCCCGACAGUCAUCGAGGCUUCAGCAUUUUACCGUCGCGCUGUUUUCGUGCGCCGAGAGUUGUUUACGUUAUCGUUAAUCCUAUAAAACGAAGUUUGUAUUUACAUUAGCGCAAGUUUUCAUUAUUCCGUGUUUACGUUAUCGAGCGUCUGCUGAAUUUCCAAAACAUACUUUAUGAGCUCAUCAUCAGCUUUUUCUGUGGACGAAAAUCGUUAUUCUUAACGUACUGGAACAAAAAUAAGUCAUUGGGUGCCAAGUCGGGACUGUAUGGAGGAUGACCCAUUAAAUCAAUAUUCUGAGUGCUCAAAUAGUCCAUUGUUUCACGAGAGACGUGAGAGCUCGCUUUGUCUUGAUGAAGAAUGAUCCGUCGCCGCUUGUUGGUUUUCCUUGUCACCGAAGACGUAAACAAACAGUUGUGUACCAUUCAGAAUUAACUAUUUUACGUUCCUCUAAAGGUACUGGUAAAACGGUCAACCAUUUGUCUCGAAGUGGUUCGUGCGCUAGGAACCUUUGUCGGGUUUGGCUUGUCUUGAAACUCCCAUACAAUCGACUGCUGUUUCCUUUCCGGCUCAUAAGCAUAGAUCCAUGAUUCAUCACCUGUUUGUUAUACACGUCUUUCGAAGCACCGCCGUUGUAUUUUUCGAGCAUCUGUUUGCACCAAUCGACACGAGCCUCUUUUUGAGCUGUUGUCAAAUUAUGUGGAAUCCAACGCGAACAGACCUUUUUCACAACUAAAUGAUCAUGUAAUAUUUUAUGUAUGCUAGUGGAACUAAUGCCUAAGGCUGCCUCAAUCUCACAAUAUGUCACAUGACCAUCUUGCAUUAUUAGUUUUUGUACAGCAUCAAUGUUUUCUGGCACAACAAUUGAUUUUGGACGUCCUUCACGACUUUCGACACCAAGAGAGUGGUGGUCACGAUUAAAUUCGUUACACCAUCGUUUCACGGUGGCACAGGAUGAGGCUUCAUCACCAAAAGUCGAAGUAAGUUGAUCGAUACAUUCCUGCCAUAUUAAUCCACGUCGCAAGUCGUAAUAGAUCAUCGCACGAAAAUUUUCACGAGUCAACGCCAUUUUUUCGCUGCAUAACAUAAAUUGUGCUGAAAUGACAAAACGUUCUGAAAAAGCUUAUGUUUGAAAAUGUCAAACUUGCAAUUGCAAGCGUAGUAAGUCAUCAAAACGUUUGUUUUCACCAUUUCCGUGAUUGUUACAGCUACGGUUAUCGAUAUAAUCUGGCAAGCGAACUCUAAACAUAGAUGGUACUAGUUAGGUUGGCGAUCAUGUCUAAGGUUAUGAACAAAGAUGUCAUUUAUUGCUGUUCAGCUGUCCACGAAAAAGUAGACAUUGCUGCCAUUGCUCCACUCUAGCGUUUUUUAUUUAUCAAACCUAACAGGUAUGGUUCAGCGGUUUUUAUGGUUGGUCAUAUCAUCUAUUAAUAAGGGCUUGGUUUUUUAUGUUUCAAUUAGGAUUAAAAAUACCACAGUAUAAUUUGUCCUUAUAAGAUGGAGGUUCAUGAUCAAGCAGUUCUGUAGUGACUUAAUGGGAUUUCAGGAUAGAAUUUUUGUGAUUCAAAUUCUACUCUACUUCUAAGUAUUGGGUAGGCUCUACCAGAAAAUCCCGAAGUUACUUCUUGUUGCAAUCCUGGUUUGUUAGGUCUUUAUAUUAUUUUAUUUUUACACAUUUAUUAGAAAUGAUGUGGACCUGUAACCUUAUAUUAGUGAGUGAGGAUUUAUAAAGGCCUAUACGAGAGUGAUAAGUGUGUGCAAAUAUUAGUAGGUUUUUUAUACAUAAUGUUUAUUUAUACAUUUUUAAUGUUGUUGCUUUGUGAAAUACUCUUCCCUAAAUAAAUAUGCAUUUCACAUCUAUUAUUUUAUACAUAUAGUCAUUAUAUUGAUCGAAAUCUUGCACAAACAGAAGUAUAAUUACACAUUAAAAAGCAUAUCAUUCAAAAUAUGGAUAAAUCAAAAAAGACACUAUAUGCGA
Acanthoscelides obtectus is the source of this 8909-nucleotide messenger RNA. Lineage: Eukaryota; Metazoa; Arthropoda; Insecta; Coleoptera; Chrysomelidae. The record is from the annotation of a GenBank genome assembly.